AUGAAGAAGUACCCAGCGUUGAAAACAACCAAAUCACUGGUAAAGAAUGGCGAUCACUGGUACUCCUCCGCACAUCAAUCACUUACCCCCAAAAUUGUACACUCACCCGGGACCGAGUCACAGUCUAUAUCAGACGCUGAAGAAUUGAAGGAGAAGGACCAGUAUGCCAAUUAUGGCAAAGACUCCGAUUUCUUCAGCGGGGCCCUAUCCGAUCUAUAG
Messenger RNA from Psilocybe cubensis, 219 nucleotides. RefSeq lists its product as uncharacterized. The coding region runs from base 1 to 219 and encodes 72 amino acids. Lineage: Eukaryota; Fungi; Basidiomycota; Agaricomycetes; Agaricales; Agrocybaceae. The record is from RefSeq and is a predicted model, not a curated record. The transcript has 2 exons.